Molecule: messenger RNA, 1143 nt
Organism: Metarhizium brunneum ARSEF 3297
Lineage: Eukaryota; Fungi; Ascomycota; Sordariomycetes; Hypocreales; Clavicipitaceae
Source: RefSeq, a predicted model, not a curated record
AUGUCUCUCGAGAAGCCGACGAGGCCUGAGGCCUCUGAAAAGGAAUCUACUGAACUAACUCCUACACAGAGAGGUGUAAUCGCAUCUCUAUGCGUCGGUACCGUCUUCGUCAUAAUGCGCACCGGCGCACGAUGGUUCAAGAAUCACAGAGUACCAGCUGAGAUGGAAGACUUGUUCAUGUACCUCGCCUUGGUGUCGUUUGCCAUUACUUGCGCGCUCUACUACGCCACGAUUGACACCUUCUUCAACGUCAUGGCCAUCGCCGCCGGGGAGAUGAAGCCAUAUGCCAGUUUGGAGCACGACGUGCGCGUCAUGCUCUACGAAUUCUUCACGGUCCAGUUCUUCUUCUGGCUGACGCUCUGGUCCGUCAAGUGGAGCUUGUUGUUCACGUUCAAGAGACUCACAGACGGGUUGCCUCUGUACAACAGGAUUUGGUGGGCGGUCCUUGUAUUCUCCGUCUUGACCUUUAUCGGAUGCUGCAUCAGCAACUUCACCAGUUGCUCGUCCAUGCAUGCUUGGUUUACGGCAGGGGAAUGCGCGACGGCUCGGGAUUCAAGGGCAAAGGACAUUAGUCUGUGGUUCAGCCUCGGCGCAGACUUGGCGACCGACCUGUUGAUCAUGGCUGUCCCAGUCCGUGUCAUUUGGAACUUGAGAAUCUCGCCUGUCGAGAAGAUUAGUAUUGGCGUCGUCUUCCUCGUCGGCAUUCUUACCAUGGCUACGGCCAUUAUCCGAAGCGUUUCGUUAGAGUCAAGCGUGUCGUCGGGACAAGUCAGCACAACGUGGCUCAUACUGUGGGCUGGGAUCGAGGGAGCUGUCGCGAUCAUUGUUGGCUGCCUUCCGUCCUUUGCCAUUUUCAUCCGCGGUCGUGUCAUUGCAUCCCGCGCCCAACCGGACGGUAGUUCAAAUAUGAACCCAUCUGGGUAUCGCUCAAAUGCCAGAUCAAAAGAGCCGACGGGCAGCAGCAGGCGUUCUCAGAAUGACCACCAAGUAUGGGAGGUGUCCGAUACAGCAAGCGACAAGAGCUUGGUUGAAGGGGGUAUCAUGGUUACAAGAAGUUGGAGCCAGAAAUGGCAGAACUCGGGGGGAAGGACGAGGAUGCACAAGGAUGGGGAAAUAGAACACGGAUUGGAUAGCAUUGUUUGA